Messenger RNA from Lichtheimia ornata, 570 nucleotides. RefSeq lists its product as uncharacterized. The transcript has 4 exons. The coding region runs from base 1 to 570 and encodes 189 amino acids. Gene Ontology annotation, biological process: sterol transport. Gene Ontology annotation, molecular function: sterol binding. The record is from RefSeq and is a predicted model, not a curated record. NCBI's taxonomy places the organism in Eukaryota, Fungi, Mucoromycota, Mucoromycetes, Mucorales, Lichtheimiaceae.
AUGUAUACUCAUCUUCUCUCGUGGCUCAUCAUCAUUGCAAGCGUGUCAAGUGCUGUAAAGUCAGCUUGGAUCGAGAAAUACAAGCCAAACCUUUAUCAGUUCCAAAUAGCUCCUCUCGAAACCAGUUUGAUUCAUGAUUGCAGUGAUUCCAGCUAUAUCUUGGAUAUCUAUGAUAUCACCUUAUCCCCUCGUUAUCCUCUUCCUGGUGACAACUUGACCAUUGAAGCUAUCGGCUUUCUUGAAGAACCCGUGUCUUAUGGUGCUAAGGCUGAUGUUCUAGUCAAGCUUGGUUUUGUGCAGCUUCUCAAGAAAGAAUUUGACAUUUGUGAAGAGAUGGACAACAAUGAUGUUGAACUACAAUGCCCUAUCAUGGAUGGUCCUGUCAAGGUUACGCAAAAGGUCACAUUGCCAAAGGAGAUCCCCAAGGCCCACUUUAAAGUACAAGUACGCGCUAAGAAUCACAAUAAUCACCCACUCGCUUGCCUCGAUGUUGACGUUGACUUUCGCCAUCAUCGUCUUCGUCACUCAUCUUCCAACAAGAAAAACAGACUAGCAGAUGCUGAAUGGUGA